AUAGCUACAUGUUUAGAAAGGGCGUGGCUCGUGCGGGGCGGUGGCAAAAGAUGGCGACGGCUGCUGACUCGGAGUACAAGAUCGUGUUGCUGGGGGACCCGGGAGUGGGGAAGACGACGUGGUUCCUGCAGGUGAGGCAGGGAGAAUUCGUGGACACGGAAAAUACCGCCAUGAGCAUGGGUGUGGAUCAUCUAGAGCACAAAGUAACUGUGGACGAAAAGGAAGUAAAGGCCUACCUGCACGACACUGGAGGAGGUGAGAGAUUUCGGACACUGACUGCCAAUUUCUACCGACACGCUGACGCAGCCAUCUUGAUGUACAGUGUAGAGGACCGCUACACGUUUGAGAACUUGCAGGAAUGGGUUGAGAGUGCGGCAGACGUGGUGGACAUGGACUCCUUUGUGUUUGCUCUGGUUGGCAACAAGUCUGACCUUCCGUUGGAGGUGGAACAUGAGAGUAUUAGGGCCCGUUGUGACAUCCUCGGGACCCAGCUCAGUUUUUUCACCUCUGCCAAGACAGGAGAUAACGUGAUGGAGUCAUUUGAGAAGAUGGUUCACUACCUCCACAGGACCAGGAGCACUCGAUCAUCAGCUCCCACUACAAUUACUGGGACCAUCAUUAGACCGAGUGGCGGGAAACAGAAACAAACUUGCUGCUCACUAAUGUAGUGUGUGUUUGCUAUGGGUGCAUAUUAUUACAUGUGUGUCAUUGUACGUGUCAGAGAAAGAGUUAUCUGUAUUUGGAAAGGUGCA
Molecule: messenger RNA, 752 nt
Organism: Geodia barretti
Lineage: Eukaryota; Metazoa; Porifera; Demospongiae; Tetractinellida; Geodiidae
Source: the annotation of a GenBank genome assembly